AUGUUUACAUCGGCUGCACUAAAGUAUGCUGGCAAAGGUGGAAAAGAAUUGGAGAAUAGCAACAAAUAUAUAAAAAUUGGUGAAAAGUAUCAUUUAUGUUUCAAGAUGAUCAGAUGCAGCCAAACGCUGAUUAGGAUAAUACUGCACAUGCUCUUCAAGAAACACAAAUUGCAACGUGUCAACCACUUUCCACGAAGCUUUUUGUUGACAAGAAAAGACAAAUUAUAUGAGUGCUUAAGACGGGCUCAGAUUUUGUUCGGAAUUUCUUAUAAUAUAAUCCCGGAAUUUUUCGUUACCCCUAAAGAGUAUAAAAAAUUGGAAGAUCAUUUCAAUGCCCAAACCCAUGGCUUAAAACCUUUCAUUGUGAAACCUGUGGCUUCUUCUCGGGGAAAUGGCAUCUUUAUUGCUCAGAGUCCCCGAGACAUACCACUCGGAUCUACCAUGUUGGUUUCUCGCUAUAUUGAAACUCCGUACCUGCUUAAUGGAUAUAAAUUUGAUUUGAGGUUCGUUUUUCUCUUUCCCAUGCAGUCUUAUAUCUUUGUAGUUUGA
Thelazia callipaeda (thelaziosis nematode) is the source of this 549-nucleotide messenger RNA. The record is from the annotation of a GenBank genome assembly. NCBI's taxonomy places the organism in Eukaryota, Metazoa, Nematoda, Chromadorea, Rhabditida, Thelaziidae.